Hydra vulgaris (swiftwater hydra) is the source of this 1156-nucleotide messenger RNA. RefSeq lists its product as uncharacterized. The record is from RefSeq and is a predicted model, not a curated record. NCBI's taxonomy places the organism in Eukaryota, Metazoa, Cnidaria, Hydrozoa, Anthoathecata, Hydridae.
UUUAAAGAAUUCUACCUGAGCGCACGCAUGUUCAUUGUUUAGCAAACGAUCCGAUUGCACAGAAGCUCGUAGAUUUUUUGUCACCGUUGAGUUUUUACAUAUAAUAUUUUGUUUACGAUCAAAAUAAAAAAUGCCUAACAAUAAUGUACUUCUUUGGGGAUUUGGCCAUAUAAACAAACUCGUUUUACGCUACUUAAUCGAAAAGAAUUACAACGUAGUUGGUGUUAUAGGUCAUCAUUACAUUAAUGCAAACGCGUUUAAAAUAGCUUCUUUAGAAGAUCAUCCAUCUUGUCAGCAGAAAAUUAUCAACAUUACUCAUUCCAGAGAUGCUGAGAAACUAUUAGAAACUCUUAAUUCGGACCUGAAAUUAAAGCCAAACGUGUGUAUUCUAGCCACACGUUGCACUGUCUCAGAUAUCUAUCUUACAGUCAAAAUUCUCGGAGAAUAUGGGAUUAACACAAUAACAAUUGCAGAGGAGCCUUUUUAUUCGUGGAAAACAGCACCCGCACUUACAAAAGAAAUUAAUUCGUUGUUUAAAAAAAAUAACGUAUGCUUUACAGCCACAGGUGUGCAAGAUGUUUUUUGGGGCUUUUUACCUUUAUCUAUUGCUGGUUCUUCUCAUAAGAUUGUAAAAAUUGUGGGAAACGUGCAAUAUAAUGUUGAUGACUAUGGGGCUGCUUUGUGCGAAGCCCAUGGUGUUGGAUUAAGCAUUAAAGCUUUUGAGGAAAGUAUUGGUAAUCGUGAAGCCCCUAGUUAUAUAUGGAAUUCUAAUGAAUGGUUGGCAACUAAACUUGGUAAAAACAUUAAAAAAACAACCCAAAAAAUUUCGCCAAUUACAGUGGAAGAGCCUAUUUUUUCUAAAACAUUAAAUGGAGAAAUCAACUCUGGAAUUGUAACGGGCAUGAAAGCGUUUGUGAUUACGGAGUGCGACGACGGACUCACUAUUGAAACCUCAAUGGUUGGCACUGUUUAUCACGGGAGUAUGAUAGACUAUUGCUCUUGGGAUAUUUUUGGCGAACCAAAUACUAGUGUUGUGGUUAAUCGACCGUCAACAGUAGAAAUUACGUGCGCCACGGCUGUUAACAGAAUUCAACAGGUGAUCAAUUCGGUUAAUAAAGGCUAUGUUCCUACUUUUGAAUUCGGUCUUAUUCAAUAA